AUUUGGUCUUUAUUUCAAUAUCAUGUCUAUACUUUUUGUUUUCUCUCUUCUUCUUCUCAUAGAAGUUCCCAAGUCGUGCACCGCUGAAGAGAAAGAAGAUAAGUGGAGUUCUUUCAAGUUUGUUCAACAAUGGCCGAAAGGCUUUUGCGAUUUCCAAAUUAUUGGUAGAAAACGAAAAUGUUAUUCAAUACCAGAUAAAUUUGUUAUUCAUGGACUGUGGCCUGACGGCGAUGCUGGUAAAGUUCCUAAAUGCAAAACUAAGACUCCCCUUGAGUGGAAGGAUAUAAGACCGUUGGAACAAGCACUUCAUUCGAAUUGGCCAAAUUUAGUUGGAAAAGAUUUUACCUUUUGGAAAACGCAGUGGACAAAGCAUGGAGGAUGUUCAGAGGCAACGUUCCCAAAACUGGAAUAUUUCAACCUGGCUUUGCAUCUUUAUGACCAAAAUAACCUAUUGAAUAUUCUUGAAAAGGAGCAGAUAGUCCCAGAUGACAAAAAACUUUAUAAUGUUAGUUCCGUUGUUGCUGCAGUUCACAACCACACUAGCCAUGAUCCUGAGCUUUCUUGUUAUCAUGAUCCAAAACUCAAUGUUACUGCUCUCUAUCAAAUUAGGAUUUGUUUGUCAACCAAUGGAACCUCAUUCAUAAACUGUUUCCAAACUGACGAUAGUUGUGGUGACAAGGGUUUAUUAUUUCCAAAAAAGAUUAAAAAGAAAAAGUAAUUUUUUAAUAAUUAAAUUUUGACAACUUUCUCUUAUAA
This is a messenger RNA of Vigna unguiculata (cowpea), 756 nucleotides long. The record is from RefSeq and is a predicted model, not a curated record. Lineage: Eukaryota; Viridiplantae; Streptophyta; Magnoliopsida; Fabales; Fabaceae.